AUUUCUCUUUUCUCAAAUCGUUCAAUUUCCUAAAUUUCUCUCAUCUCUCUCGCUACUAUACACGAAAUCCAGUUUCUAGCGUUUUCUUCAUUGUUCGUUUGAUUUCUCAGAGAAAAACAAUACGUUGUUGAAUCGAGAAGAUGUCGUCAUCCACCGGAUUCUUCCCGCAUCAGAGGAAUGCACACCGGAACGCAAACGCUGGGACGACGUUGAAGAGACGAAUCGACAAUCGCGGUUGCGGCGGCUCUGCCAGCGGAGUUUUCCAGGAGGAUCGGAUCCAUUACGCACCGCCGCCUCAGAAACGCACCAGAUUCCAACCGCAAACGCAAUCCCAAUCCAGGAUUCCUCUGUAUCGUGAUGGUAGUAACUUGUCUAGGGUUUCAAAUUACGGUGAUGUGAUUCGUUCUAAUUCAAGCAAUAGCUUUCCUCUUACUUUACGUAAUAAUGAUUCUUCUUCGCAAUCUAACACCGAUUAUCAGAAACCUUUUGGUUGUGGAAACCCUAACUCUAAUUCCCAAUCUGUUCCGCGUCCUUUACCUUAUCGUAAGCUAGAUGAUUUCGAUUCGUUACCCGAAUGGGUUCCAAACCGGUUGAAUUUUCCAAUUAAAUCUCCGAAUUUCGUACCGGACGUAACUGGAGUUCGGUUUAACGCUCAAGCACCUGUGUUUACGAAUGUUUCAAAUUCAACGCCUUUGAAUCACUCGAACAUGGUUUCAAUUGUGACACAAGCAAUGCCUCAACAACCAAUUUUGAGCAAAGACUUGUCUGAUUUACUUACCCUUUUGAAUAACGAGAAAGAGAAUCAAAACAAAGAAUCUCCUCUUGGUCUCGAUUUCGGUUCAGUGAACCUUAAUGUUCGUAACGAAUGUGUGAUUAAGUCUCUGUAUUCCGAUAUGCCGAGGCAAUGUUCUUCGUGUGGGGUUAGAUUCAAACGUCAAGAAGAUCAUAGCAAUCACAUGGACUGGCACGUGAGGAAGAACAGGAUGGCCAAAGGCGCGACCAAAACCGGUACGAGGUCGAGCAAGAACCCGAAGAAAUCGCAGGUUUUGUUUGCGAGCUUGUCUCUAUGGCUCCUUGCAGCUACAGGAGGGACGAUCGAAACCCUGAAUAGGGGAGAAGAAGAGGGAAAUUCACAGCAGAUGGAGCAACAUACCGUGCCUGCUGAUGAAAACCAGAAGCUUUGUGCGUUAUGCGUUGAGCCGUUUGAAGAGUUCUUUAGCCAUGAAGAAGAUGAGUGGUUGUACAAGGAUGCUGUUUACUUGAACGUGAAGGAGUUGGGUCCUAUAGUUCAUGUUAAGUGUAUGCCUGAAACCCGAGAAGGGUCUGGAAGGGAUUCGAGAGAGACGAUGUUGAGGCCUGUUACGGUUCCAUCGGUUGCGAGUGCAUUGGUCUGCUGAUUGAGUUUAACAUAGGCUAAGAGUGUUCAGAGAUUUGAUUCAGUUUUUCUCUUUUUCUUUUUUCUGCUAGUGAUUUGAUUCAGUUAUUCCUAUGUUUUUACUAAUGUACUUGAAUAAAUCUCAGUAAUAAAAACGUAUUAAGUA
Messenger RNA from Eutrema salsugineum, 1541 nucleotides. Its product is annotated as polyadenylation and cleavage factor homolog 5. Gene Ontology annotation, cellular component: cytoplasm; mRNA cleavage factor complex. The coding region runs from base 141 to 1397 and encodes 418 amino acids. The record is from RefSeq and is a predicted model, not a curated record. Gene Ontology annotation, biological process: termination of RNA polymerase II transcription. Gene Ontology annotation, molecular function: RNA polymerase II complex binding; mRNA binding. Lineage: Eukaryota; Viridiplantae; Streptophyta; Magnoliopsida; Brassicales; Brassicaceae. The transcript has a single exon.